Messenger RNA from Aureobasidium melanogenum CBS 110374, 522 nucleotides. RefSeq lists its product as uncharacterized. The transcript is spliced from 2 exons. NCBI's taxonomy places the organism in Eukaryota, Fungi, Ascomycota, Dothideomycetes, Dothideales, Saccotheciaceae. Gene Ontology annotation, cellular component: membrane. The record is from RefSeq and is a predicted model, not a curated record. The coding region runs from base 1 to 522 and encodes 173 amino acids.
AUGAUGUCCUCGUUGCUUACCAACCUCGGCCUCACAGCCAGCAACUCGCUUGCACCCCUUCCCAACUACGGCCCUCACUUCCUGCUCGGCAACUUCAUCCUCAGCUAUGUCCUCACCUCAACCCGCAUGCAAAAGCUGGGCUAUGGUGUCGACAACAACAUAAACCCUCGCAACGACCUCGUCUCCCCUCGCGCCGAACAACUCGUGUCCAAGGGCAAGAUCACACAAGAGCAGUUGGAGCAAAUGCAACGUAUCCAGGCUGCUCACUCGAAUUCGAUGGAACACUACACCGUCUUCGCAGCCGCCGUCUUGUGUUCAAUGGUCGCCAAGUUGGACAGUGGCAUGCUCAACAGAUACGCUACCGUGUACACCAUCGUCAGAGCUGCAUACUUCUGGGUCUACAGACAGAACACCUCUAGGCAAGCUGCUGGUGUCAGAAGCGUGCUCUGGUGGGCUGGAAACAUUGUUUGCAUUCGCCUGUUCUGGUUUGCUGGAAAGGCCUUGAAUGCACAUGUUCUGUAG